Messenger RNA from Xenopus laevis (African clawed frog), 4305 nucleotides. Its product is annotated as flocculation protein FLO11-like. The record is from RefSeq and is a predicted model, not a curated record. The transcript is spliced from 2 exons. The coding region runs from base 594 to 3164 and encodes 856 amino acids. Lineage: Eukaryota; Metazoa; Chordata; Amphibia; Anura; Pipidae.
GGUUGCGAUCAGUCGGGAGUAUGUGCGCAGCAUAGAGGAUGAGCGGUCAGCGCUGGGAGCAGGUGAGUGCGGCUUUGCCAGGCACAUUGGUGGGCGAGUCCCUGCGUGCAAAGGGCGGAGCUCAAUUGUUGCCUCCUGUAGAGCAGCGCUAAACCCACAGACGCUUCCUUGCGAUUUAAAGUUCCUGCUUCUGUUGGGAGAACUGACCUGUCUGCAACAGGCGGCUAGUCGGAAACAGGCUGUGGAGCUGCUGUACAACUCGGUCAUUGCCCGGCUGUGGACAGGAGAGAGAGAGAGCCAUUUUGCGACUGGAGAAAGGGCAGUGGACCAUGUGUUCAUUCGUGACCCUUACCUGGCAGUUUGGAGCUGACAGUCAGUCGGGAGAUCUUUUCCCCCGGGAAGCUGCUUUUUGCCUGGAGCGUCGGAGCCGCUGAGAUCGAAUCCGUACAAUUUGGUCUCUCAUCCAGAUUAAACCGAUUUCUAAUUCUUUCGGGGUCCCCGGUCGGUUUCUUGGCAGCGGCUGUUUCUUGCGGCGGCUCCAUGCACGAUUUUGGCUGAAACCAUGUCUGCUGGUCUGGGACUGGCGAUCCGCGAUGGCCCGGUGCUGGCCCGGUACUAUCCUGUUCUCUUCUAAAGCUCCACGGAAACUUGUGUUUCUUUUCACCUUGUCCCUUUCUGUCACUUACCUCUUCUACAGCCUCCUCAACUGCUACAGCUCCUUACAGUUCCCGCUGCAGGACGCCAGCGACUUCUUGCAACCAGAAGCUGCAAUCAGCCCUACGGACAUUAUACGAUCCGCCUCCCUCAAGCCCGACACCAUCAGCCGAUCUUUCCCUUCUCUCCCUGCAUCCAGGAACAGACAACCAGCCCCUGCCAGGACAGCAGAAAGGAAUAUUCACACUAGCAGCAGCAGCAUCAGUGUCCCCCAGAGUAAUACAACCAGGACAAAUAACAGCACUAAGCAGCUGUCCCCCGAGCAGCCUGGGAUUGGUGUCACCAUCACCAAGGAAAGUGAUUUGGAAAUCAGCACUGACCCAACCACUGCUGGACCCACCAUCUCUCAAUUGGCCAUCAGGACUUCCAGAAAUGUGAAGUCCCCUCAUGUACCCCCUGCUACACAAACAUACCACCAUCCCAGCGCCUCUUCAUUACAAUCUGACCCAAGUUUCCACAGUGACAACUCCAACACUGACCCCCUUUUGGGAUUUCCCUCUUCCCCCAAUCUGAACACUGGAGAUUCGGAUGCCGACCUUCUGCUUCCCCCAACAAUUGUGGAAAAGGUCGAUGUAGAGAAGAGCUGGGCACAAGCGGCUGUUGGACAUUCUGUUCCCUCCUCAGUAGAGAAAUCCAGCACCUCUAACAGGAUCCCCAUUAACUCUAUAGCAGAGAAAUCCAGCACCUCUAACAGGAUUCCCAUUAACUCUAUAGCAGAGAAAUUCAGCACCUCUAACAGGAUCCCCAUUAACUCAAUAGCAGAGACAUUCAGCACCUCUAAUAGGAUCCCCAUUAACUCAAUAGCAGAGAAAUCCAGCACCCUGGACAGCGACCCUAUUCAAGCUACAGCAGGAGAAAUCAGCACUUUGGACAACGACCCUAUUCACUCAACAAAAGGAGAAAUCAGCACCUUGGACAGCGACCCUAUUCAAGCUGUAGCAGGAGAAAUCAGCACUUUGGACAGCGACACUAUUCAUUCAGCAGGGGAGAAAGUCAGCACAGCGACAGAUAAACGCAGCGCUUCCAACAGCGCGACCCUCACUUUCCUCUUACAGACAACUAGCACUUCGGAGUCGGAGAGUAUCACCGAUCAGCAGAAUACCAGCAGAAUUCCCUCUCGCCCUGCUGUACAAUCCAGCGCUUUCUCUGCUAAUGAUCAGUCAGAGGAUUCCCAUGUUCCUAGAUCUGAAAAGGCAAAUAGUAAAAGCUACUCUUCUCUAACGUUUGAUAGAAAAUUUGGAGGUGGGGAAGGUACUUCUGUAUCCAGUAGCUCUCCAGUCUUAUUGGGUCCAAGCGCUGUGGAAAGCCAUUCUGGGUAUUAUACAUUUCCCAGAGAGUUUGGAAAGUCUGAAAGUGCACAGCUGCCCAUUACAGAGACAACAUAUGGCAAAGCUGAAGACUACAAACAAGAGGACCCCACCAAAACAUGGGAAGCCACAUCCAGCUCAGCAGAGACCUUAGGAUCCCCUGAUCUUGAGGGGGAUGAAGCAUACAAGUCCAUGCGAGGUCUUUCCUACUGGGACAGAACUCCAUUGGCGGCAACAGAAAUGAUCCCCGAAUCUCACACUGGGGCUUUGGAGAAGGACACUCAGGAAUCCAGCACAGCAGAGGAAGAACUCAACCGCAUAUUCCCCGUCAAUUGCACCCCUGAGUAUGGGGAGAAAAAAUUGCCCCAAGCAAUCAUUAUAGGGGUGAAAAAAGGGGGCACUCGGGCUUUGCUUGAAGCUCUCCGAGCUCAUCCAGACGUGAGGGCAGUGGGGGUCGAACCCCAUUUCUUUGAUAGGAACUAUGAGAAAGGAUUGGAGUGGUAUCGAGAUUUGAUGCCAAGGACAAUAGAUGGACAAAUAACAAUGGAGAAAACUCCAAGCUAUUUUGUUACAAAUGAGGCACCACAACGCAUCCACUCCAUGGCCAAAGACACCAAACUGAUUGUCGUGGUCAGAAAUCCUGUUACACGUGCCAUAUCUGACUACACACAAACUCUAUCUAAAAAACCAGAAAUUCCAACUUUUGAGGUCCUUGCCUUCAAAAACAGGACCUUGGGACUCAUUGAUGCUUCUUGGAGUGCGCUAAGGAUUGGAAUCUAUGCUCUGCAUCUUGAAAGCUGGAUGCAGUACUUUCCUCUUUCCCAAAUUCUUUUUGUCAGUGGAGAACGUCUCAUCAGCAACCCAGCCGAGGAGCUGGCCAAAGUACAAGAUUUCUUGGGGCUUAGAAGAAUCAUAACAGAAAAACAUUUUUAUUUCAAUAAAACAAAAGGCUUCCCUUGUCUGAAGAAGCCUGAGGAUACUGGUGCUCCUAGGUGCCUGGGGAAGUCUAAAGGUCGAACUCAUCCUAAAAUUGACCCAGAUGUCAUUCAGCGCCUAAGGAAGUUUUACAAACCUUUCAAUUCUAUGUUUUAUCAAAUGACAGGGGAGGAUUUUCAGUGGGAGAAGGAGGAGCUGGAAAGCUAAACCAAUGGAUAACAAUUGUGAUGAUGAAAAGACUUGUUUAUUGACACUGUGUCAUUAAUGUACAGAGAAUUCUUGCCAACAAAUUAUAUAUAUAAAAAAAUCGCCUAAAAAAAGAAAAAAUCUCUAGUUUCUAUAAAGACAACACUGUUAUUAAGUUCUAUCUUGAGAGAUAAUUUCACUAGUCACUUAUGUAAUUAAUGUGAAAGAGUUUUUAAGGGAAAGCACAAAGUAAGAAACACAUACAGAAUAAAGACACAGCUGGAGAAGAAUCUGCUAUACUGCAGUACAUGGUCACUUUUAAUGAAACCAUAGAUGCCAGACACCACAUUAGAAGACAGUUUUUCUUUUUCUUUCCUUUUUCUUUUUUUAACAAAAUACACAGAGCACUAAAUGGUUAUAUUUUUAUAUUCUUGCAGCUUCAUUGUCACUUUUCAUUAAAGCGUACAAUAUAUAUUUAGAGGAUAAAAUAAUAGGUCAAUGAAAAGGUUAGCCACCUAUUUAUAUAUAUAUGUAAUGGAGGAAGGUUUAUUUUGACUCAGAAAAGGAAUGUACAAAAAAUAAUUUAGCUGCGGACACAUCAGUGAAUGAUUUAUUGUUAUGAACCUUUCUAUUUAGGUCACUUUUCAUGCCCCACCAAGAGUAGAAUACAUGAUUCUGACACGGUGUUUCCAGGGAUAUAAUCUCACAAUCUAAAUUUGUUAAAAAGGGGAUCUACCAUUAGUUCAAAGGCCAGUAACACAAAAUGAAAAACUCCCACAUGCAUUUGGACAUAAUACAAAUUAAAUAACAUAUAUUUCUAUUUAAAGUUACUGGUAGUUUUGUCUCUUGGGGGCAGGUCGCAAACAUGUGAUAUCGAAUACAUUUCUGUACAGAAUUGAUAUGGCCGGGUUUUAUUUAGGGCAGAGCACAACAGAACUCCUAGAAAACAGAAUUUUAUUUUCACAUGAACAGGAAAAACAGCAUGUCAAGUUAAAUGGAUCAUUUCAUUUUUGAGGUUACUGGUCCUUCAAAAAUUAGUGUCUGGCUCUGAAUUAAGGACUGUAUUUUGUUUUUGUUUUAUAACUUUUGCUAUAUUGUUAAUGUUAAAUUAAUAUUCUUUCCUCACUCUUCAUCUACACUAAAGUGAUCAACUAAAUAUCUU